This is a messenger RNA of Stylonychia lemnae, 360 nucleotides long. The record is from the annotation of a GenBank genome assembly. Lineage: Eukaryota; Ciliophora; Spirotrichea; Sporadotrichida; Oxytrichidae.
AUGAUGAAAAAGAGAAUUACAUCAUAACCAUUCUAAAAUUCAAGUCCACAGAAUAAGAAUGACCCACCAGCACUAUUUAAUUAGCAGAAUGUUUCUGCUUUUAUCAUUUAAAAUACCGAUGACUCCUAAAAUCCACAUUUCAAGAAUAAUAUGUAGCAUAUACCACUUGAUAAACUUGAAACUGGAGCUAAUCUUCACUAACUCGGCUAGUUAAGACUCGUAUCUGAGCAAAGAGUUAAUCACAAUACGAGCUAAUAAUUUCCAAUAACUGGAGACUAUUCAUAAUCAAAGUAUCUUAAACAAGUUGGAGUUAAUAUUAUUAAUGAAAAAUUUUAGAGUAGUUAAAAGUAGCCUCUUUGA